Molecule: messenger RNA, 884 nt
Organism: Mangifera indica (mango)
Lineage: Eukaryota; Viridiplantae; Streptophyta; Magnoliopsida; Sapindales; Anacardiaceae
Product: pyridoxine/pyridoxamine 5'-phosphate oxidase 2-like
Exons: 7
Coding region: 74-667 (197 amino acids)
Biological process (GO): pyridoxine biosynthetic process
Molecular function (GO): FMN binding; pyridoxamine phosphate oxidase activity
Source: RefSeq, a predicted model, not a curated record
CAAAUAUUGCAAACGGGCCCAUAGCCUCCCCUAAAGCACAACCAAGCGAUUACAAAUUUGUAGAGAGAAGCGAAUGGGAACAGCAGCAGCCCCAUGGAAGCAGAGGCUGGUACAGGCAAUGGAGUCCAACUCUCGCCUCAGGCACUCGUCCUACUUUCAGCUUGCAACGAUUGGAUUAAAUGGGAGACCUUCGAAUCGCACCGUCGUUUUCAGAGGAUUUCAAGAAAACAGUGACAAAAUUCAAAUCAACACUGAUAUACGUACUCGCAAGAUUGAAGAGCUUAAGCAUUGCCCAUUUGCCGAGAUUUGUUGGUACUUUACUGAUUCUUGGGAGCAAUUUCGGAUCAAUGGAAGAAUUGAUGUUAUUGAUGGGUUGGAUCCUGAUCCUGUCAAACUACAGAUUAGAGAGAAAUCUUGGUUUGCCAGUUCUGUGAAAUCAAGAUUGCAGUACUUAGGCCCUAAUCCAGGCUAUCCCUGUCUAGAGAAACAACCCAUGGAGUUUUCUCUAGAUCCUUCUACUGGCCCAGUUGAUGCAUUUUGCCUGCUGGUUCUAGAUCCAGAUCAGGUUGAUUACUUGAAUCUGAAGAGUAACCAAAGGCUAAUGUUUACAUGUAAACUAAGUGACAACGGAGAGAAAUGCUGGACUUCAGAGAUUGUCAACCCGUAAUCUCAAUUUUGUGUGCUAAGAGAAAUGUGGAAAAAUCUGUUUCCUCCAUGAAACUUAUAAUGAAUUAUUGGGGAUUGAUUUGAAAAUAAAAACAUCCCCUCAAGCUUACCUCACAACUACAGAUUCUUUUCUUUUACUUGUUGGAAGAUAAGAGUGAUAAGAUUUAUCUGAUAUUCUCAAAUAAAUUAGUACUAAAAACAGUCAAAAGUCUUGCGUA